Brettanomyces nanus is the source of this 1098-nucleotide messenger RNA. RefSeq lists its product as uncharacterized. The record is from RefSeq and is a predicted model, not a curated record. Bases 1 to 1098 code for a protein of 365 amino acids. The transcript has a single exon. NCBI's taxonomy places the organism in Eukaryota, Fungi, Ascomycota, Pichiomycetes, Pichiales, Pichiaceae.
AUGAACAGCAGUCAAGAGCCCCAGAAAACUCCACAGAGAGCCACCCACGAGCCUCGUGACACUCCUCAAGAUACUCUUCAGCGCUCUUCCCACCACCCGAAUCAAAUGGCUCUAGUCGACUCAAUUCGUGAUGGUGCAAGGGUUAUUAAUGAUAAGCUUAUAGCCAAAGGAUAUCUAUCAUCUCGUCCUGACAAACACAAGGGAAUUUUAUUGAUAUCUCUUGAUAAAAGUCAGCUAAUCAAGCCUUAUGAGGAUGUUAUAGUGAAGGAGGAAGCGUUGGAAAAUGACCGCAAAAUCAUAAAUACAGUCUACUCGUUGUUGGAUACCGUUGAAAUGUCUACCAGGUGCCUGGAAUCGAAAAAUAAAGCUGUAGAUGAGACAAAGGGAGAAGUGUCCAAACUAAAUAGUGAGAUAUACAAGUUACAGAGACAGCUUGGAGUGAAAGAUAAGGAGAUUCAAAGCUUCAAACAGAACAAUCUUCGACAAUCGAUCGAUAUGAAGACGAUGAAAGUCAAAGUGAGUAAUCUUAACAAGAAGAAUAAGGAAUGGGAGCAUAAUUUCCAGCUGUACAGUGCAGAGGUUGAUCGAGAGCUGCGUAGAAACGAGAUAGAGAUGGAUGAUCUGUCCAAUAAGCUACAGAGACGGAAACGGGGUCGAUCCGAGUCGCAAUUGGGUCGAUUGGACGAUUCAAAGGUUUCCAAGAGACGGCGUAUGGAGCUACGGGGUGACCCACGGGGAGACGCACGAAGUGACCCACCUAAUCCAUCUAGUCCACGUAUCGAAUCGAGUUUGGAGUCACUAAUUGAUGAAAAUAACCGACUUAGAGCCGAAAAAGAAGCUGUCCUAUGUUUCUCUGACAAUAUCUACACGUUUCUCAAGAAGUACAACGAUCUAUCCUUCGAUUUGAGGAUGAAUAUGAAGAGAACUCAGGUUCCUCAGGUUCCUCCAGUUCCUCUGUCGUUUAUUCCUUCAAAAGAAGAUGUGAUGCAUUUCGAUGCUACCAAAAGUGACCUAAGUGCAUUGGACAGCCGGUUCGUGGACUUGAUGGGUCAGAUAGAGACCGAAAGGAGUGAGGAUACCUUCAGGUUUAAGAGAUAG